Molecule: messenger RNA, 3483 nt
Organism: Peniophora sp. CBMAI 1063
Lineage: Eukaryota; Fungi; Basidiomycota; Agaricomycetes; Russulales; Peniophoraceae
Source: the annotation of a GenBank genome assembly
AUGACAGAGCCGGCGCCAUCACUCGUGCACCAGCGCUCUCUCCGUCGCGCUCAGGGCCUCACCACCGCCUCUGGUCAACUCAGUCCGCCCGCGCAGACGCAUGUCUUGCCUUUACGCUCGCCCGCGCACCGGCGGGCACAGAGCGCCGGUUCACUCAGUCCGCCAUUAUUUCCCGAUCCGCAUGCUGGAGGGCUUAAAGGGAAGAUGAAGCGAGCAGUGAGCCGAGGGAAGGAACUGAAGGAUAACGCCAAGGAGGCCGUUCGACGGAGGAGGGGCGUGGCGGUGGAGCCACACGCGCAGGCUCAAGGGCACGGCCGAAGCCAGUCUUUCUCUGCUUCACCCUCGACCUCGUUCCCUCCUCGGUUCACCCCGAAUAUGGCCACGAUAAUCUCCCCGACGUCUAUCGCGCAAGAGACAUCACAAUCUACCCUUCUACCUGGCGACACGCCGAACCCAUCCAUCACGCCUUCAAGCAUACCUGCCGAUCCUGUCGUACCUGCGCUACUACAGGCUGGCACCCCACUUACUAAGGUCUCGGGCAAGAAACAACAACGCAUCGUGUUCAGGCUCGACCCAGAUCAAGGCCAUGUCGUUUGGGAGACCAAGAAGACGCACAUCAUCCCACUGGAGAACGUCGUCGAGCUUCGAUUCGGCUCCGCCGCGCGUCUGACGCGGGAGGCGUUGCAGCUCAGUUCGUCACUUGAGCCAAGGUGGCUGACGGUUGUGUAUACGUUGGACUCGAGGUGGAAGACGCUCAAUGCUGUGGCGCCGGACGAGCAGAUUGCAAACCUCUGGCACUCCACACUUCGCGCGCUUGUAGCAGCCCGACAAGCUCUGCUCGCGGGCGUAGGCGGUCUUUCCGCACGCGAUGCAGCUUGGGCACGGCGGUACUGGGCCGGCGCCGCCUCACCGUCUCUUUCGUCGACAUCGCCACGGCUGGGGAUGGAUAUCCCUUCGUCAUCUUCCUCUCCGCGGCUGGGAAUGGACGGCACACCUUCAUCCUCACCUUCACUCAACGGUGCCAUGGCCUCUAUCGGCGCCGCAGCUGCCACAUCCGCCUCGCCCAGCAAUGGCACGACUGCCGUUGAUGCAAAUACGAAGACGUAUGGGCCCGUCGAGGGCGAGAAGCUCAUGUUCGAAGACGUUGCAAGGCUUUGCAGGAGGCUGAACAUUCAACCUGGACGCGAGGAUCUGGCGAGGACGUUUGCCGCCGCUGAUACGAGAGGAAGGGGCUACUUGGACUUUGAGGACUUCACGCGCUUUGUACGAUUGUUGAAGGCAAGGCCGGAGUUGGAGCGCUUGUGGAAGCGCGUCGCGGCUGAGCAUGGGCACGGCUACUUUGGGUGGGACGCAUGGAAGGCUUUCAUGCGCUUGCAGCAAAAGUCGACGCUCUCAGACGCAGAGUUGCAACGGCUAUUCUUGCGCUAUGCCUCUGUACCCGCCGACGGUCAGCCCCAGAAUACGCUGGACCUUGCUGUUCAGGCUCAGGGUGCGAAGAAGAACGCCGCGGAGGUGGAGAAGGCGGCCGAAGCCAAUGCCAAGGGUGGCGCUGAGGUCGAUGCGCCCGCUAUUGCUGUGCAGACGCCGUCCGGCGAUGCUUCGGCGUCCGCGUCAACGACGCCGACGCCCAUCCCAACUGCGGCAACGACAACCGCGUCACCCUCGGGCCCUGAUGGAACACCACAGCCUCCGGCGCCGGAGCCAUCGCCGCCGACCUUGGGCCGUACACCGAGCGCAGAGCUGCUCGCACGCACCACGCUCUCGAUCGAGGGCUUCACCGCCUUCUUGCUCUCUUCGGACAAUGCGCCACUCAAGAACGAAGCGCACGAUAUGACCAGGCCGCUGAGCGAGUACUAUGUGUCGAGCAGCCACAACACCUACCUCGUCGGCAACCAGCUUACGGGCGAGAGCACGGUGGAGGGGUACAUCCGCGCGCUGCUGCACAGCUGUCGGAGCGUUGAGCUGGACAUCUACGACGGCGAGACCGAGCCAGUCGUCUAUCAUGGCAAGACCCUCACGCGUCGUGUACCCCUGCGUGACAUCUGCAACGCCAUCGCCCAAUACGCCUUCGUCGUCUCACCCUACCCGGUCAUCCUAAGUGCCGAAGUUCACUGUUCGGUACCGCAACAAGAAGCGCUCGUGCGCGUCAUGCACGAAUGCUUCAGGGACGCCUUGGUGCACGUUCCUCCCGACGGGUCGAGGCCGCAGAUCACCGUACUGCCCAGCCCGGAUGAUCUGAAGGGCAAGGUGCUGCUCAAGGCGAAGAACUUGUUCGUGGUGGACGAGAUGGGCGGGAUCAAGGCGAGGGAGGUUAGUGUGGGCGACGAGAGCAGUUCUACGACUACGACCACCAGUGCGACGACUACGGAAACGGAGAAUGACGACGAGGAAAGCAUCGCGAAGGAAGUUCAGGAGGGCGUGCGCGAGGUCAAAGACGAGGUGAAAGAAGAGUUCGCUAAAGCGCGCGCGCUUCUUCGCCGCGGACCGCGUCGGCGACCCGCCGCCUCGCCCGCGCCACCUUCCUCUUCGUCUGGCUCAGGAUCAGGAUCAGGAUCAGGAGAGAAGCAGAAGGCACGCAUGAGCCCCGCACUUGUUGCGCUGCUCGUGUACACCGUGGGCGUCAAGUGCCGAGGCUUGAACAAGAAGGUCGCCUAUGCGCCCGAACACGUUUUCUCCCUCUCCGAGAACGCGCUCUCGAAGCUGCUCAAGGCGCCCGGCGGCGCGGCAGAUCUCGCGAAGCACUGCCGCGGCCAUGUCGUGCGCGUCUACCCUCGCGGUACGCGGCUCAGCAGCUCCAACUACACCCCGCAUCGUGCGUGGGCGGCCGGAUGCCAGCUAGUUGCGAUCAACUGGCAGACCUGCGAUCUGGGCUUCACGCUGAACCACGCGAUGUUCCAACGCAACAACCGCGCAGGAUAUGUGCUCAAACCCUUGGCGCUGAGGAUGGGCGAUCGGGAGGCUUUGGCGAAGCGCACACAGCAUUUCCUCGACAUCGAGGUGGUCAGCGCGCAGCAGCUGCCGAGGCCGAAGGACGACAACGGGCGCGAGGUGCUGGACAAUAAGGGUACGAUGGACCCGUUCGUCGAGGUCAGCGUGCAUGUUCCCGAUUGGAUGCACGUUCUUCCGAAGGACAGUGCGCCGAAUGGCAAACCAGCUCUACCUGGCGGCGAAGGUGCUACGCCGGCCAAGGUAGUCACAGCGAAGACGGGCGUGGUGAAGAAUAACGGGUUCAACCCCGUCUGGGCCGAGAGCCUCAGCUUGCCGUUCGAUGUGCUGGGCGGGAUGACGGAGUUGGUAUUCGUCAGGGUCGCGGUGCGCGAUGCGAGCAGGGGAGGAGGCGACGAGGACGACGCGCUUGCUGUCUGGUGCGCUAGUGUGGGGGAGAUCAGGGAGGGGUGGAGGCAUCUGCCGCUUUGCGAUGCCAGGUUGAGCCAGUACUUGUUCUCGACGCUGUUCGUGAAGAUCGGCGUGAGGAGCGCGUAG